AUCUUUUGUAGAAGGCCUAUUGUCUUCAAAAAUGCCAGGUCAGGGGUCAACUCUAAGAAAGUGUGUGGUCUGCCACACAGAAAUAAAUGUGGCCUGCAAAACCUGCAAGGCAUGCAAGGCAAAGCAACCUCAAAAGCUAAGGCUAAAAAAAAAAUUAGAAAAAUUUGAUGAGAAGCGGGAGAGCUGGGUCCAUACCCACCAAAAAAAUCGGACCACCUCCCACAUAGUGGAUGAAGCUUCUAUGCUGCUUGAAAAAUUGCAGGCCCUGGGUGUAAGGGCUGUAAUAGUUUUGUCCAAGCCUGGAAGAAAAGAGAAUGCCUGGGUUUCGGAGGUUUUGGCACCCCGUUGCCAACUGACAGACACUUCUAAAAAGUGUCUUGAAAGAAUGAAGGCACUCUAUGAACUUGUUAUUCAAGGCUGGACCCCGCAAGUUGCUGCAGGACAUUCAUCAUCCCCAGUUGAACCCCCAACUACACCUCAACAGGCCCCACCAACAACACACGUUGCCAUUGCCCGGCCUCAUCCCCCUGCAGCUUCACCUACACCUCAACAGGCCCCACCAACAACACACGUUGCCGUGGCCCGGCCUCAUCACCCUGCAGCUUCACCUACACCUCAACAGGCCCCACCAACAACACACGUUGCCGUGGCCCGGCCUCAUCACCCUGCAGCUUCACCUACACCUCAACAAGCCCCACCAACAACACACGUUGCCGUGGCCCGGCCUCAUCACCCUGCAGCUUCACCUACACCUCAACAGGCCCCACCAACAACACACGUUGCCGUGGCCCGGCCUCAUCACCCUGCAGCUUCACCUACACCUCAACAAGCCCCACCAACAACACACGUUGCCGUUGCCCGGCCUCAUCCCCCUGCAGCUUCACCUACACCUCAACAGGCCCCACCAACAACACACGUUGCCGUUGCCCGGCCUCAUCCCCCUGCAGCUUCACCUACACCUCAACAGGCCCCACCAACAACACACGUUGCCGUUGCCCGGCUUCAUCCCCCUGCAGCUUCACCUACACCUCAACAGGCCCCACCAACAACACACGUUGCCGUGGCCCGGCCUCAUCACCCUGCAGCUUCACCUACACCUCAACAGGCCCCACCAACAACACACGUUGCCGUGGCCCAGCCUCAUCACCCUGCAGCUUCACCUACACCUCAACAAGCCCCACCAACAACACACGUUGCCGUUGCCCGGCCUCAUCACCCUGCAGCUUCACCUAUACCCCCAAAGUCCUUGAUUUUACCAGUAGCCUCCACUGGAGCCUCCCAAGUUUGUCAAGGAAAAGGUGACAGUGUUGAAGGAGGCUGUCCAGCUCCCAGUAGAGUGGUGCCACGUAAAAGAAAAGAAUGCCUACACACACUGACAGGGAGCCAGGAUUUUUACCCUGUGAAGAGGGUUGCCAAAUGCAAAGUUGUUAAGGGCCAAAAAAUGAAGCAGGUCGAGUGGGAGCCAUGCAAACUCUGUGGAAAGAAGUGGCCAUUGGAGUGGGUGGCGGAUGACAACACUUGUUAGUGCUUCCAGUGUAGGUGCCAAUGGUGCCAAUGCCAUUGGUUUGUGGAGAUCUGCUAUGAGUCGUUGAGUUUGCCGUUAGGCGCAGCCAUCCUGGUUGUGGAUGUGAUGAUUUUA
Messenger RNA from Sander lucioperca (pikeperch), 1639 nucleotides. Its product is annotated as nascent polypeptide-associated complex subunit alpha, muscle-specific form-like. The transcript has 8 exons. The record is from RefSeq and is a predicted model, not a curated record. The coding region runs from base 32 to 1525 and encodes 497 amino acids. NCBI's taxonomy places the organism in Eukaryota, Metazoa, Chordata, Actinopteri, Perciformes, Percidae.